AUGGAUCCAGGACUAUCCUCAUCCAGCAACGUCUCUCCAGGGCCUGGGCCGCAAAGCAAUCGAAAAGAACGCGGUGCCAUUGCAGCGCAGGCUUGUGAGACGUGUCGCAACCGAAAACAAAGAUGUGAUGAACAAAGACCAAAGUGUGGCACAUGCCAGAGAUUCAAGCUCGACUGCCGAUACCGAGAACCCCAACCAACAAAGAAGGAUAAGACUCUGGUUGAGAUUCUAGACCGACUCAAGACUGUCGAAAGUAAGCUUGACAACCUGGGUCAAAGGGAAAAUACGACUCCUCCCCUCUUCACCACCCCUCAACCUCCAGCCGUUUAUUCCACCAACACGCCGUUACUGGUGGAUCCCGACUCCCACGAUCCUCUUCCAGGCACAUCCUUACCUAACCAUCCUACAAGUCCAUCGCCCAACCGCGAUACAGGCGGCUUUCGCUAUGACUCGUCUGUGUCUAAGAUGUCAGAAUGGCCCGUUGUGCGCCAGAUGUUCGAAAGCCUUGGCCAGAAGGCUCCAUCCGCCAUGGGUGAGAUUCCUGCACUUCCGAGAGGACUUCGCGCCUCAAACGUUACCCUGCCACCCGAUGGACUGCAGCCGGUCGGAAUCCCAAGUAACAGCACCCUGCAGAUACCCCUGCAUCUCUCAGGCUCUACCUCGACCCUCAACCUUAGCCCCCCAAGUGUGGACUGGGAGACCAUGCAAAGACUUAGCAAGGCUUAUUUCGACGUCAUCAACAUGCUUCAUCCUAUCUUGGACAGACAGUGGUUCAACUCAAACGUACUGAGUUCAAUCAUCAAUAAUGGAUUUCAAGAAGGAGCACUUUCAUCCCUUGUACUACUUGUCUUUGCCCUUGGAGAGGUGGCGCUCACCACAUCAGAAGUUCCAAUCUCGGCUUACAAGCAGCGACCAUCUGGAAUCAAAGGAGGAACUAUCGAUCGGCCACCUGGUCUUGCUUAUUUCAAUGAGGCACGGAAAAGGAUGGGGUUUGGAAUAAGCGAAGUCAGCCUCGAAAACGUGCAGAUGUUGGCACUUGCCUCGCUCUACUACUCAAGCUGCGGACAAGCUCUAGUCGGUACCUCUGCCUAG
Messenger RNA from Fusarium musae, 1092 nucleotides. RefSeq lists its product as uncharacterized. The record is from RefSeq and is a predicted model, not a curated record. Lineage: Eukaryota; Fungi; Ascomycota; Sordariomycetes; Hypocreales; Nectriaceae. Gene Ontology annotation, molecular function: DNA-binding transcription factor activity, RNA polymerase II-specific; zinc ion binding. Bases 1 to 1092 code for a protein of 363 amino acids. The transcript is spliced from 3 exons. Gene Ontology annotation, biological process: regulation of DNA-templated transcription.